UUAAAGGUGAUUUCCAGUGUCAGUGAGAUCUAUCAGAACAUCAUUCCCUGAAGGAGGUGAGACAAUAUUAGGAACACUCUACACUGAAACAGGUUUCUGUUGUCAGUGAUGUCAUAUCAGGCAGAAUCAAUGACGUCUCAGCCUCAAAUGACUGUGACCAGUUACACAGUUUCUCACUGGAGCUCUGACGUCUGUGACUGCUGUGAUGACUGCGGCAUCUGUCUGUGUGGGGCAUUUAUUCCUUGCAUCUUGGGUUGUAAGGUGGCACAGGAUAAUGGCGACAGCUGCUGUUUGCCUUUCCUACCUGGAGCUAUGGUUGCACUGAGGACCAGCAUCCGUGACCGAUAUCAUAUUAAUGGGUCUGUCUGUGAUGACUGGGUGAUCAUGACCUGCUGCUCUUUCUGUGGACUCUGUCAGCUGGCCCGAGAACAGAAGGCCAGAGGCUAAUUCGGAAAUGAAGGAAUUGGAAUCAAUGAUUUAAAAAAAACAUUUAACAUGAUUUGCUUUUUUCAUAACUGUAUUGAAAUAACCUAUUUCUGUAUUGAAAUAACCCUUCAACUAUACAAUAUUGGAUUCGAUUUUAUUGCACCUUGCAUUACAUUUUAUACAAUAAACCAAUCCCUUAUUCAUUUUUUACAUCAAUCCGUCUACCUCAAUUUAGGCCAAAAUUAUUAUAAUAAAAUUCAAAUAAUUGUUAGUAUAAAAAUAUGUAUUUACAGAGAUUUCUCUGCAUGACAAAUAAAAACAACGCGCCUAGGCUACACUG
Molecule: messenger RNA, 766 nt
Organism: Danio aesculapii
Lineage: Eukaryota; Metazoa; Chordata; Actinopteri; Cypriniformes; Danionidae
Gene: cnfn
Product: cornifelin
Exons: 4
Coding region: 109-447 (112 amino acids)
Cellular component (GO): cornified envelope
Source: RefSeq, a predicted model, not a curated record